This is a messenger RNA of Onychomys torridus (southern grasshopper mouse), 2272 nucleotides long. RefSeq names its product family with sequence similarity 166 member A (gene Cimip2a). The record is from RefSeq and is a predicted model, not a curated record. NCBI's taxonomy places the organism in Eukaryota, Metazoa, Chordata, Mammalia, Rodentia, Cricetidae. The transcript has 10 exons. Bases 1039 to 2163 code for a protein of 374 amino acids.
GCAGCGACUUGCUACCCAGUAAGAGGUAGUGAGACUGUACGUAAGGGGCGGUGUCGGGAUGACGCAACCACCUCUCAAGAGGCCUUGGCCACUCUAGCUGCGCCGCCAGUGCCACGAAAUCUUCUGUCUUUCACCUCAUCUGCUCCCUGGAAACCAGAACCUACACUCUGAGUCCCAGAGGAGAAGGGUAGCAGGAGUGGUGUAAGGCAUAACGUGAUCUUCCCAAAGCUCACACCAUUGCCUUCAUUUGGACUGAAAUCUGAAUGUGCCUGUAGUGGCACCACAGGUGCUUUGCAAGAGCUCUGGGUAUGCAGUGGGAACUACACCUUCAUUCUGGGCAUGUGAAGAUCGCUAUUUGAGCUAGAGUCCAGGCUGCACAGUGUCCCUUGUCCUUGGCAGUAAAAGCAGCUGCUUUGACUGGAGGGCUCUCAAGCUGUCUGGUGUGUAUGCUCUUGGGUUCAGCAUUCAGCUCUCUGCAGCCUCCCACACUGUUCCAUCUCUCACUCUGCCCCACCAGCUUCCAGCACACACCUCCAAACACCACACCUCUUCUUCAUGUGUCUUUGCUGCGGAGGUUUACUCUGCUACAAACUCCCUCCCUGCUGCCCACCACAUUCUUGCCUGUCCCUGGAAGCCGCUUCUCUUGCUGCCUCCUCUAGAAAGCCCCAGGCAGGCUUCUUGUGGGGCCCUUAGCCCGACUAACGGGUGAUAACUCCUGUUCGAAUGUCUGGCACUAGGAUGGAUGCCUGGUGGUGUGGCUACACGGAGCUCCUGUUCCCACUGAGGCUGAGUUCCUAAGACCAGGUCUGCACACACCUCUGCUCUGUUUUUGCCUGCUGAGUGGCUCCACACAGGGCCCCAUAGCAAAGGUCCCAUCGCCCUAAUUCCCCACCGGAAUAUUUUGGUUCAGCCACCAUCUCGUGCAGUCAGAAGAUACACACACAGCACACUUAGACUGUGGGUCCAAGGCAUCCACUCUGCAAACCGGAUGAUGAUGACAGCAAGGCAAAGCUACUACUAAGAGUGAGCUCUCAGAGGAUGGCAAGACAGCUCAGUGGGGAGCAGCCUGUUGGAGAGUCCACACAGCUGCCAUCUGGGAAGCCUGACUCAGUGCUGACUUCAUCAGUGGAGAAGGUCUCUUUUCAGGGAAGGAAGGUGGACACAGAAAGGGCUGAACCAGCAAGGGCAGAGUCAAAGCCAAUGACAGCUACUCAGAAACACAGCCUCUUCACUCCAGAACCCCACUACAUCCCUGGCUAUGCUGGUUUCUAUCCUCAACUGCGCUACCAGGUGGGGAACACCUAUGGCCGCACAACUGCACAGCUGCUCACAGAUCCCAGCGUACAGAAGAGCCCCUGCUCUGUUCUGUCACCUAUGUCCAAGCCCAAGUUCAUCGAGGACUUCAGCAAAUCGAAGUCACCAUGGAUUCCCUGCAGGGACCUGUCAGAGCCUUACAUCCCCCACUAUACCAGUCUGAAACCCUACAAGAAUUUUGAGAUCCUGGGCCAGCUCCCACACCAGGAGAUGGACACCCAGGGGCCGCCACAGGUAGAGAACAUAUCCAGACAGGUUUCACUGCCUGCAGGCUUCAUGCCUUAUCCUCCCUACCCACCAUUCCCUCCGGGGAGAAAGGGAGAGGCUAAAGACCUGGGGCACCCGGGUCUACUGCUAGCAUAUGGGGAAGAGGCCUGGAAGAACGCAGCACCUGUUCAGGAGACCCCAGGGAGGUACCAGCUAUACCACUGCAGGAGGGAUGAGUACCUGCCUUCACAUCCCCCCCAGGAGACCCUAGAUGUGGGCAGGUUCCAGCGACUACCCCAGCUAGACCACCCCAACCUAAUCCAACGCAAGGCCAUCUCAGGAUAUGCUGGCUUUGUCCCCCGGUUUGCUUGGGUGAUGGGGAUGAAUUACCGUGAUGGAGUCACACAAGCUAUGGAUGACUUUGACAAGAACCAGUUCAUAUUCAGACACCCAGUCUGUGCUCUGGGUGAAAGGCUGCCCCGGACCCACUGGCCAAGCACCACCAUCUACAGAAGCCAAGGCCUGAUUCCAUUCUACAUGGGCUUCAUCCCAUCCAUGCAGGACAACUACGCACUGACAUUCGGCAACAGCACCCGCAAAGCCUAUCAGAAGGAAGUGGAGAGGCGAAGCCACACACUAUGAAUUGUUUUAGUGGUGCUAUCUGUACAAGUGAUGUCAGGACAGGACAGCAAAUGCACAGUGGACAUGGCUAGCAGACACGCUGUGAAUGAAUAAAGAGUUCACACUGCUC